AUGAAUAAAUUUAUUAAAAAUGAACUUUUUAAUUCAGCUCAUUUGAGUGAGAAAAAAGGUAAAAAAGUAAAAGAGCAUUUUUCAGACAACUCCGGUCAUUGGAGCAGUCGAAGUAGAUUAAGUAGUACGAGUUCGAUAUAUGACGAAAAUACAAAGCGUAUAGCUGUUGGUUUAAUAUUAAAUGAAGAUUUGCGGCAUUUUGUUUUCCAACACAUUUCCCUGAUUGAAGCAGAAAUCUUCAAAUUGCAAACUCAAAUCGCAAAGGGUUGGAUUGAGAUGGCUCAUAAUAUCUGUUUACUUCAUAAUUCUCCGCGAUUACAGUCACCAGUUUGGUUGAGUUUAAUAAGGCAAGAAGAAAAUUAUGAAAUUAUCGCACGAACAUUUUGUUCCAAUUUAGCGUCGGUUCUAAAAAAUUUCGAUUUGAAAACUACCCAUUUUUUUUUCUCUAAAUUGCUGUCAUGUGUGCUAAUGAAUCAUUUGUCUUGGGUUGCAAGCGUCGCACAACGAGAUUGUCAUAAGAAUGAAACGCAACAUUCUUUACUUUUUGGGACUAAUUCGGAACAAUCAUAUGGCCUUUAUAAUAUUCAUCUUGCGCAACAUCUGGAGGUUUGUGGAAACAUAAGUGGUUUAAUACGAAGUGCACGAACCGUGGUUAUUGGCAGUGAAACAAAGAUAAUUUCUCAACUACUUUAUUUACUUACAUAUUUUAUUCGAUGUUCUGAGAUUCAUCGCAACGAAAAAGGUGGUAUUUUUCAGCAUAGUUUUUCUCUUUGCGCAUAUAAUUUCAGAAAGGAUAAAUUAAAUAUUCUUUUAUUCUUAAUAGAAGUUGAUAAUCAAUUGAUUUCAACUAUUUUCGAAGAAAAAUUUAAAAAUGUGGACUCAGAUUGGCAUUUUUCCUUAUCAAACAUUAUCAUGGCAUCGAAAAGUUUUGAUUUAGCUCAUUCCCUUUUAGCUGGACCUUGUGAUUCUUAUUGUUCUCAUUUUGUUUUAUCGGGUUUGUGCCGAUCGAAUAUCGAUUAUGAAGUUUGUUUAGUCUUAUAUAUAACAAUCGUAGGUGAUGAAAUUACUCUUAAUGAGAGCCAAAUGGCUUCACCGUGCGAUAUAAUUGUAACUAUGUUGGAGCAAUUUAUCGGUUUUUAUGAUAUGGGUGCAUCACCUAAUAUUCUUCUUGCAAUAAUAGAAAAUACACUCAGCGAAAUUUUAAGAAAAUCAUUAUCUGACAAUGAUAAAAAAAUAAAUUUUACCAAUAGUCUCUCAUCUGAACAUAUAGCCGAAAUAAUUGGAUGUGAUUAUUCAGAUUUACGACUUAUUGUAAAUGUUGCUGCUGUUUACUACCCACCAGUCUUACAUCUUGUUGUUUGUUAA
Molecule: messenger RNA, 1365 nt
Organism: Dracunculus medinensis (Guinea worm)
Lineage: Eukaryota; Metazoa; Nematoda; Chromadorea; Rhabditida; Dracunculidae
Source: the annotation of a GenBank genome assembly